AUGGUUAUUGUGGUGAGGGAUAACGCAAAUUAUAAUAGCAGCAGUUUCCCUUCAUUUCUUCUUUCGACAAAACUUUGGAUUAUUGCGGGAUCCGUAGUUGGAAUCACUUUAAUCAUCUGUAUUUUCAUCGUGGUGUGUAAAACUCGCCACAAAAUCAAAGAGAAAAGCUCAUGGAGACCGACAGUGACAACAUACAAUGAUGAAAAUCAUUUCAGUAGUUACACACAAUCAUCAUCAACCUGUUGUGAACCACACAAGUCAAAAUCAAGUUUACGCCUUCCAUGUAAAGACUGUGCAAUGAAUCCAAAAGGAAGAGUUUUAGUUAGUGAUUUACCUAGCACUUCUUCAACCAUCUCUGAGGAAGAAUCCCCUGCUUAUCUGUAUUCCUGUAUUAAAAAGGAAGAAGAAAUUGGCAAAUUAAAUGGUACAAGUCAUCAACCCUUAAUAAGGCAGUUUUCUUCCUUUAAAAGCAAACCCAAAGGGAAGGAUUUGACAGAAAUUCCGUAUGACAUCGAUGAAAAAUACACAAUGGUGAGAACCGGAUCAGUGACUGACCACUCUGCGCUGAUAAACACCGGGCGUUUUACACUGACAGACAAUGAAAGUCAAGGAUAUUUUGUUCUGGAGCCCAGAAGUCCACAAGAUGGUCGUGAAUCAAUUAAUCUUGAAAAUUUACCUCCCCCUCGUUUUAGUGUUUUAGGAACUGGGAUGAUGUAGUGUAAUCGAUUGCCUCUCACCAACUUAAAAGAAUAUAUAUGUAUGCAGAUAGAAAGAGCUAUAUAAGCAAUGACUUUUUCUCCUAUUGUUUCUUUUCUGUUGACUCAAACAUUUGAUUAAUGUUAAAUGAAAAUAAAAAAAUGUCAAUUUGGUUUAAAUAAUAUCCUGAAUAUCCUGAUU
Molecule: messenger RNA, 897 nt
Organism: Saccostrea echinata
Lineage: Eukaryota; Metazoa; Mollusca; Bivalvia; Ostreida; Ostreidae
Exons: 4
Coding region: 1-717 (238 amino acids)
Source: RefSeq, a predicted model, not a curated record